Phragmites australis (common reed) is the source of this 1171-nucleotide messenger RNA. RefSeq names its product peroxisomal 2,4-dienoyl-CoA reductase [(3E)-enoyl-CoA-producing]. Gene Ontology annotation, biological process: fatty acid catabolic process. The record is from RefSeq and is a predicted model, not a curated record. NCBI's taxonomy places the organism in Eukaryota, Viridiplantae, Streptophyta, Magnoliopsida, Poales, Poaceae. The transcript has 5 exons. Gene Ontology annotation, molecular function: 2,4-dienoyl-CoA reductase (NADPH) activity. The coding region runs from base 105 to 998 and encodes 297 amino acids.
GGGAAGUGCCAAGUACCACUUCUCCGAAUCUCCGAUAACUAACCACUUCCAGUCUUCCCCAUCUGCAUCCCCAAGGACUCGGGAACGCGAGCUGGGCCAAGGCGAUGGAGUCGCCGUUCCGGGCGGACGUGCUGAAGGGGAAGGCGGCGCUGGUCACCGGCGGGGGCUCUGGCAUCUGCUUCGAGAUCGCCGCCCAGCUCGCGCGCCACGGCGCGCAGGUCGCCAUCAUGGGCCGCCGCCGCGAGGUCCUCGACAAGGCCGUCGCCGUCCUCCGGUCCCAAGGCCUCCGGGCUGUUGGUUUCGAUGGAGAUGUCCGCAAGCAGGAGGAUGCGGCCAGAGUGCUUGCGGCGACAGUUGAGCAUUUCGGCAGGCUUGACAUUCUUGUCAACGGUGCAGCCGGCAACUUCCUUGCUUCCCCGGAGGAUUUGACGCCCAAGGGAUUCCGAACUGUUGUUGACAUUGACACUGUGGGUACAUACACAAUGAGCUAUGAAGCCCUGAAGUAUCUUAAAAAGGGUGGACCAGGGAAAGGCCCCUCCACUGGUGGCCUCAUCAUUAACAUAAGUGCCACACUGCAUUACACCGCGGCUUGGUACCAAAUUCAUGUCUCUGCUGCUAAGGCAGCUGUUGAUAGUGUUACAAGAUCAUUGGCUCUGGAAUGGGGAACAGAUUAUGACAUUAGAGUCAAUGGAAUUGCACCAGGACCAAUUCAGGACACUCCAGGACUGAGGAAGCUAGCACCUGAGGAAAUGAACAAGGGGCGUCAAGAAAUGAUGCCAUUAUUUAAGUUUGGGGAGAAAUGGGACAUAGCAAUGGCUGCACUAUACCUUGCUUCUGAUGCAGGCAAAUAUGUAAAUGGGACUACACUGGUGGUUGAUGGAGGCCUUUGGUUAAGUCGCCCUCGCCAUAUUCCCAAGGAGGAAGUGAAGGAGCUCUCGAAGGUUGUCGAGAAGAAGGUUAGGACCUCUGGUGUUGGCGUGCCAUCCAGCAAAUUGUGAUGGCAUCUUUGGUUAUGCCAAUGGCAUCUUUGGUUAUGUCACCCUUCUGUGUGUUCUGUAGCAUCUAUCAAUAUUGUUGUCACCAAAAUUAUUGUCUAUGUGACUCUUGUAAUCUGCCGGGCAGAGUUUAUUUGCUUGAGUAAUUUCCAAUAUUUACCGUUCUUGUCUUCAAA